Cinara cedri is the source of this 339-nucleotide messenger RNA. Lineage: Eukaryota; Metazoa; Arthropoda; Insecta; Hemiptera; Aphididae. The record is from the annotation of a GenBank genome assembly.
AUGUUGGCUAGUCAAGAGACCCGGAGACACCAGAGCAAGCCCCGGGUGCGUGACAACGCACCAGAGCGUGGUCCCACCAACCAAUACCCAAUUCACUUACCGUCUGCUUACGGGUUUAGUCGCCGUUGGGUGGGUAUCCCACUAUCCAACGAAACUCAUGAGCCCGUUCGAAUCCAACCGCAAGGCACCGACUACAGCACGAAACCGCGGCCGACAACCGGGCCUCCGUUCGGCGCCAAGAGUGGGUCGACGCCGGGGCUCCGAAGACCACCCGAAAUAUUUUUAAUUAUUUUAGUUGUCAUAACUACCGUCGAUAUUUCGGAAGCAGAAAAUAUUUAG